Molecule: messenger RNA, 987 nt
Organism: Capronia coronata CBS 617.96
Lineage: Eukaryota; Fungi; Ascomycota; Eurotiomycetes; Chaetothyriales; Herpotrichiellaceae
Product: CMGC/CDK/CDC2 protein kinase
Exons: 4
Coding region: 1-987 (328 amino acids)
Biological process (GO): signal transduction; G1/S transition of mitotic cell cycle; regulation of G2/M transition of mitotic cell cycle
Cellular component (GO): cyclin-dependent protein kinase holoenzyme complex; cytoplasm; nucleus
Molecular function (GO): cyclin binding; cyclin-dependent protein serine/threonine kinase activity; ATP binding
Source: RefSeq, a predicted model, not a curated record
AUGGAAAACUAUCAGAAGAUCGAGAAGAUCGGAGAAGGAACCUAUGGGGUUGUUUACAAAGCCCGUGACCUCUCCAACGCCGGUCGGAUCGUUGCGCUCAAGAAGAUCCGUUUGGAGGCUGAAGAUGAAGGUGUCCCGAGCACGGCCAUUCGAGAGAUCUCUUUGUUGAAGGAGAUGAACGACCCCAACAUCGUGCGUCUGUUCAACAUUGUCCAUGCAGAUGGUCACAAAUUGUACCUCGUCUUUGAAUUCUUGGACUGUGACCUCAAGAAAUACAUGGAAGCCCUCCCCACCUCGGAGGGAGGUCGGGGCAAGGCUCUUCCAGAAGGAUCAACAUUGGACAUGCAGAGACUUGGUCUGGGCAAGGACAUGGUGAAGAAGUUCAUGGCGCAGCUGGUCGAAGGUGUCCGCUACUGUCAUAGCCAUCGUGUCCUGCACCGAGACUUGAAACCGCAGAACCUGUUGAUUGACCGAGAAGGCAAUCUCAAACUGGCUGAUUUUGGUCUGGCACGAGCUUUUGGUGUUCCCCUGCGGACAUACACUCACGAGGUUGUUACUCUAUGGUACCGUGCCCCAGAGAUUCUUCUCGGAGGCCGACAAUACUCCACAGGCGUCGACAUGUGGUCGGUUGGAGCCAUCUUUGCAGAGAUGUGCACACGCAAGCCCCUUUUCCCCGGUGAUUCUGAGAUUGACGAGAUCUUCAAGAUCUUCAAGAUUCUGGGCACACCCGACGAGGCGAUAUGGCCCGGUGUGACUUCGUUCCCCGAUUUCAAAACCACAUUCCCCAAAUGGCGUCGUGAGCCGCUCAGCAAAAUCGUGCCUAGUCUGGAGCCGGCUGGAUUGGAGCUUCUUGAGGCCAUGCUGGAGUACGAUCCUGCACACCGCAUUUCUGCUAAAGCAGCUUGCAAUCACCCUUAUUUUGCAGCCGGUUCUGCCGCCUAUUCACAGCGUACGACCAGUGCCACAAGAACCAACGGUUACCAUUGA